Galdieria sulphuraria is the source of this 1175-nucleotide messenger RNA. RefSeq lists its product as uncharacterized. NCBI's taxonomy places the organism in Eukaryota, Rhodophyta, Bangiophyceae, Galdieriales, Galdieriaceae. The transcript has a single exon. The record is from RefSeq and is a predicted model, not a curated record. The coding region runs from base 61 to 729 and encodes 222 amino acids.
CGUAUUGUACUGCAUUGGAAUUUGUUUCGAGGGAUAUCUAUACACACAAUAUUUUGGUGAAUGUUGCGUUGGGCAAGUUGGUUCUUAUUUAUUGGCUCCUGUUUGACCAUAUGGUGGUCAGGAAAGGAACAUAUUCAAUACACAUUGAAAGGCGUUUCAAAUACGGAAAGACGACCUUCCUUCUGUGAACAGCUCUGCUCUAUUCCAGGUUAUCAAAGCGUGUACGUAGAGUGGAACGAAUGGUCCAAGUUGACACAAAAGGAAAAUAUUUCAAGUGGUCCCCUCAUUGUACUAUUUUAUUUGCCAACUUGUUCUUUUUCACGUAACUUUUGGCCAAAGAUUGAAGCUUUGGCUAGGGCGUUUCCUUCUGCUUGUGUGGUUACUAUUCGUACAGGUUGGGAGACACCACGUUUAAAAAACCACGUCGUGUAUUCAUUCCCUACUUUAUUCAUUUCAAAGGACGGACAUCACUUUCAUCGAUAUCAAGGAGAACGUGAUUGGGUUCCUCUUUUGAACACAACACAAAAUCUACUGGAGAAGAAAGCUAUUCAAACAACUCUCUACUGGCCUAUCACUUUGCCUGGAGAACUCUUCUCAGUUAACCCUCAUAUGCAGUAUAUGAAACACUUGUUCAUUUUCGCAAUUUGGUUAGGUGCUAUAAUAAUGAAAUGGCCUUUUAGGCGGAAUCGAGACUCAAAUAUCAAUACCUGGGAACAUUAUUUACUAUAGAAAACUAUUACCUAAAUAACUAUGAUGAAAAGUUCAUACGAAAAAGUCGGGUAUAAUAUGUUGUAUUUCAGCUUGUUUGUUUCCAGAUAAUCGAGUUUUGUUUUCCCGAACGAGUUUGAUCCACUCUAAUAAGGAUACCUCUUGGAACAUCGCCGUAAAAGACAGUUUCGAUAGGGAAGUUUCUUGAUACUUCUCAGUAAUCUGCCUCAGCUGAGAAACUCGUGUUUUCCAUUCCGUGUAAAUAAUUUGCAACUCCGUUUGAAAACGGAAACCCAACGCCAGGAGCUUUUCAAUCUUUUCCAUUUCCAGUUGAUUUUCUUUAAACAAUAUUCGUUGUUGUCGACACCAGUUGGUCAAAGAAGGAUUCUCAUACCAAGCAAUACUACAAUGUCCGUGUUUCGAACAAUACUUUGCCAACGCAUCCAACUGUGUUUCCCAAUGCUUUG